CAUCAUUUCUUGAAAUUUAUCUUUAACAUAUGUAUAUACUCCCACAUGAGUGAAAUAACCUGCAUUCAAGGUUUUUAUAUUGUAGCAUUUUUUUUUACCAUGACAAAAGAUUUAAAACCAUUUCAAUGCUUGUCAAUAGGGGCCUGGUUAAGAUAAAUAAUGAUUCACUCAAACAAUGCAAUAUUAUUUAGCUGUUUCUAAAAUAAUUGAAGAUAAGUUCUUUAUGUAUAGAUCUGGAAUAAUUUCUAUACAAAACUAAUAAUUGAAAAAAGUAAGUGCAGAAUAACGUGUAUAGCAUAUUAGUAUUGGCAUAAAAAUGAUAGGGGGGCUUCUAUUCUCUUGUAUGUGGAGAAUAUAUUGAAUAGACCACCUCUGAAUGGACAGCCAAGGAACUAUUAAUAAUACUAUACUAAUAAUAUUAUCCCAGAAGAAAAAUGAGUGGAUGGGGGAUAGAUAUUAGAGGAAUAUUUUUCUGUGUAGCUUUAUACCUUAUAAAUGUUGAAGAUAUGAAAGUAUUGCAUAUUUUCAAAAUUAAAUGAAAGCUAAAUUCAAAAACCAUCUACAUUUGUGCCCAGCCUUCUCUAGAGUUAUUAACUCUUGAAAUACAGUUUCCUAUUUUAGAUACUUCUUGCCCACCACACAAUAUUGCAGAGAAGGAACCAAUGAGAUAAUAAAUAUGAAAUCACUUUGUAAACUUUAAGGGACUACACAAAUGCAAAAGAAAACAGUAUUGACUAAGCCUGAGUCCCUGCUAUGAAAUGUAUACUUGACAUGCUAAUACUUUUGUUGAUAUUCAUUGCUGAAUACUGAAAAUUUAAUGUUACACAAAUUCUAACUCAUUUAUUUGCUAAGGAUUUAUUCUUGCUCCUAAGAGUUAUGUUAAAUUUGAACAAAAAUAGGAACUUACCUCAUGACAUUCAAUGUUCAAAAAUAGUGACGUGUAACUCAAUACAUUUAAUGUACUAAGAAAGUUUGCAGUCUCAAAGAACUCUACUAUGAAUAUGUGCUUACAUGGGAGAGAACUUUCAUAAAAUAAAGUUAUCCCAAUCAUAAGGGUGGUUGUGUAUCAAGUGAAUGCAAAUUUCCAUACAUUUAAUUUCCACAGAAAGAAAGAGAUGCCCUAUAUACCUUCUCUAAUGGGGAUGUUAAGUAGGAUUCAUUUGUCUUGCCAGUUCCUGUUGAUUAAUUAAUGGUGUUUGCUUGGAUCACUCUGUUGGACAAGACUAUGAGGUGAAGUCUGGACUUUGUGGGAAAGAAUGCUGCAAUAAUUAUGUCUGCCACAUAUAUGAGAGUGAGGAAUGGUGAGAAGAGCCAGGAGUAGUCACACCAUACCAAGAAGAAAAGAGGUGUUCCCCUCCGUACAAUUCCCUAGCAGGAGGAAAGGAUGACUAAAUGGAACAACAGCCUGUUUGGAGCCCCGUUCAGCGAGGCGGCCGCGGGCUGCCCCGAGUCGCUGUCCACCGCUGAAGCGCCGGCCGAGGGUGCGGCGCUGCCCGCCUGGAUGCGCCUCUACUUCUACGGGAUGCACGGGAUCACCCUGGACGUGCUCGUGUCCUCGGUUCGGCGCUUCGCUCGCAGCCCGGACCUCCGGAUGCUGGGCUUCUCCUCGCCCUACCGCUGCCUCCUGCACUCGCUCACCCACUUCGCGCUGGAGAAGGUCUACCUGCAGCAGCGGCGCUGUCCCAGCGCCUUCGUCUUCAACUUCCUCCUCUACCCGUCGGCUCACGUGGGGCUGCAGACCCUGGCAGGCCAGGCGCUGCUGCUCGGCCUGGGCGGCGGAGCGGGGGGCGCAGCGGCGCCGGGGGCGCUGGACCUGGCGCUGCAGUACGUGCUGGCGCUCUACCACUGCCGAGUGUUCCUGAAGCGCUUCCUGCGCCUGCGGUACCCGCGGCUGCAACAGCGGAGGGGCGCGCUGCCCGCCCCUCCUGGGACCAGGGCCGCUGCGGCGGCCAGUGCCCGGCGGCGACGACCCCGCGGCCCCAGGGGCGCCGGGGGAGCCCCCAGCCAGGGGUUGCCAGACUUGCUCCGCUUCCUUUUCUUCGGAAUGCAUGGCUUUCUAGAUGAGAUCUUCUUCACCUUCUUCUUUAACCUGCUGGGGCAAGGGGACGGAGCAACCAGUGGCCACACUUCGCUCUGGUCCUUCCUCAUGUAUGGCAGCUGCAGUUUCGUGGUGGAAAAGCUCUACUUCCACCUGCACUACAGCCGCGGUUGGGGCACCUGGAAGCGGGUGCCCGUCUACGUGAUCUUCAUCUACGCGUGGGAGCUGUCCUGGGGUCUGGGACUCCGCACGUGCGGGGCUUGUUCCUGGGACUAUUCUCACUACCCACUCAACUUCAUGGGCCUCAUCACUCUGAUGUAUUUACCUGGUUGGAUAUUCCUUAGUGUGUACCAGGACCUACUUUCCAACGUGUCGUAGUUGGUACGGUACCUUCCAACUAAGACCGGGGGCGGAGGAGGGGGGAGGAAAAAGAAAAGAAAGAAGAAAGUCACUGGAUUCCCACAAAUGAAUGCAAUUUAUUUUUACACGUUUAAAACAGAGUGGGUUUUUUAG
Microcebus murinus (gray mouse lemur) is the source of this 2551-nucleotide messenger RNA. The record is from RefSeq and is a predicted model, not a curated record. NCBI's taxonomy places the organism in Eukaryota, Metazoa, Chordata, Mammalia, Primates, Cheirogaleidae.